Plasmodium gaboni is the source of this 1889-nucleotide messenger RNA. RefSeq names its product putative serpentine receptor. Gene Ontology annotation, cellular component: endomembrane system; membrane. The transcript has a single exon. Lineage: Eukaryota; Apicomplexa; Aconoidasida; Haemosporida; Plasmodiidae. The record is from RefSeq and is a predicted model, not a curated record. The annotation marks the transcript as partial.
AUGAUUAAAAUUAUUAUAGGUAUAAUAGGUUAUUAUAUUGUAUACAGCUCUUACCAUAUAUAUGAAAAUAUUAAGAUCCCAAUAUUUAAUCAUCAUAAUGUUAUAAAAAAUAAUGAAGGUCAUAAAAAAGAGCAAACGGUUAUGCCCAAGGAGGGUAAUAAAAGAUAUAGUACUAACGAAGAAGAAGAGGAAUAUUUAAAUAAGCCUUUUAAGAAUAUAUUAAAAAAAGAUGAUAUAAUUGAUUAUCAUUUAUAUUUUUCUUGUGAAGAAGAUAUAGAUAUAAAUAAACAUAUCCAAGACAAAUAUUUAGAAAAUGAUGAAAAAUUUAUCAGUGUGUAUAAAAUAUUGAAUGGUAGAUAUAACUGGAAUAAUAAUGUAGAUUUGUUAGAAGAAAAACGAAAGAAGAAUAUAUUUUUUUUUCUGUUUGAAAAUAUAUAUCCAUCUUUUGAUAUUAAAAUACCCCAAGAGUUAAUUGAUCAAAGGAAAGAUAUUUAUUUGCAUAUCUUGACUUAUGUUAAUAAAGAAUUAUAUAGGUAUGGUUCAAAAACGGUUGUUAUAACUAAGAGGAAAAAAAAGAGAAAAUCACAAGGUAAGAAAAGAUUUUUGUGGAAGGGUCUUAUUGAUGAGGAGGAAGAAGAAGAUAUAGAAGAUGAUGACGAAAAGGAAGAUAUAGAAGGUGGUGACGAAAUGGAAGAUAUAGAAGAUGAUGAAGAAAUGGAUGAUAUAGAAGAUGAUGAUGAAAUGGAAGAUAUAGAAGAUGAUGACGAAAAAACAAACAAACAAGACAGUUAUGAAAAAGGCGGAUCAAAUAAGGUUUAUAAGAAUAUAUCAAAGAAUAAACAAAAUAAUAAGUAUCCAAGUGAUAAAAGAGAUAUAAAAUAUAACAAUAAUAAUAAUAAUAAGAAGAAUAAUUUUAUAAAAAGUAAUGAAAAAAUGUUGAAUAUUGAUAAAAAGAAAAAAAGAAAAGAUUUUUUAUUUUAUAUUCCUAAAAAAAUAAGAUUCGGACCAGUUAUAGAAUAUAACGAUUUCCAUAUUAGUAAUUUAGGUUUUUUUUCAAACAUGUUUAUAGAUAAAGAUACGAAUACAUAUUUGUUACCUUUAUAUGUGAAUAAUCAUUUAACACCUGAUGAUGAGUAUCGAAUGAUUAAGAUGAAAAAUUCUGAUGAUAUGAUGAAGAAGAAACUAAAAAAGAAGCGAUCAUCAGAAGAUGAUAAUAAAGACAAUAUAACAAAUGAGUAUAAUAAUUUAAAAAAAAAGAAUUAUUUAGAAAUUUAUGACUUAUCAAAGAUGACAUAUGAAAUUAAAAAUGAUAUGAAUCCAUUAAAAAAUGAAUUAAUGGAAUACAGAAUAAAUAUAGAAUAUGUGCCUAUAAAUUAUAAUUAUUAUAAUUUAUUGAAUAUGUUAAAAUUUAAUGUUGAAUAUGUAAAAAAGAAAUAUAAUUUUAUAUCAUUUGAUAUGGAUAGUAUAAGUACAUUUUUAUGUUCUGAUAUAAUAUGUAGUAUGAUAAUAUAUAUAUUAUGUUUUAUUUAUAUAAUAAUAGAAGUAAGUUAUUUAUUAUUUGAUAUAAAAUGUUGGAAACGUUGGAACAGUUUAUAUACUUUUACAUAUAGUAAUGACAUAAUUAUGAAUAUCACAUUACUUUUUUUUAUAUUAUUAUAUUUAAGAAAUAUAAAUUAUGGUAGGGUUAUUAUGAUAUAUUAUAUAAUGAAGAUGAUGGUAUUAAUAUUUAAAAUAAUAAAUAAUUAUGAUAUAUGUAUAUUGAAUGAUUAUCCAUAUAUAUGUAUAAAUAAAAAGUGUAUAACAAAUAUGAAUGAAAGAAUAAUAAUAAAUGACGAGUUUGAAAAAAAAAUAAAAAAUAAAAUAAAUAUAUUUAUGAUCUUUAUUAUUAU